Messenger RNA from Bacidia gigantensis, 894 nucleotides. RefSeq lists its product as uncharacterized. The transcript is spliced from 2 exons. The coding region runs from base 1 to 894 and encodes 297 amino acids. Gene Ontology annotation, molecular function: nicotinate-nucleotide diphosphorylase (carboxylating) activity. Gene Ontology annotation, cellular component: cytoplasm. Gene Ontology annotation, biological process: NAD+ biosynthetic process; quinolinate catabolic process. NCBI's taxonomy places the organism in Eukaryota, Fungi, Ascomycota, Lecanoromycetes, Lecanorales, Ramalinaceae. The record is from RefSeq and is a predicted model, not a curated record.
AUGAUGGCUACAAACCACGGGGAUCUCUCUCAUCUACUACCUAGUGAUCUGAGUGAGGUUAUAGCUGCCUGGUUGCGGGAAGAUUGCCCCGCCUUUGAUUAUGGCGGCUUCGUAGUUGGGCAGGAGCCUGCUGUGGCAGAGCUCUUGGGAAAGAGCGCUGGCAUAACGGCUGGGGUCCCUUUCUUUAACGAGGUCUUUCGGCAGUUGGGCUGCACUGUAGAAUGGGUGAAACCAGAGGGCUCUCAAAUCCCUGCCAAUUCAAAGACCCAUGUCGCAACCGUACGAGGGCCGGUCCGAAAGAUUCUUCUUGGUGAGCGCGUAGCAUUGAACGUCCUAGCUCGUUGCUCAGGUAUUGCGACUCAAUCUGCCCGUCUCCUUUCCCUUGUGCGGCAGGCGGGCUAUAACAACAUCCUGUGUGGUACUCGGAAGACCACUCCAGGAUUUCGCCUAGUCGAGAAGUAUGGCAUUCUUGUGGGUGGUUGUGACUCGCACCGCAUGGAUCUAAGCGCUAUGGUCAUGUUAAAAGACAAUCAUGUUGCCGCGGCUGGGAGCAUAAGUAAGGCAGUCCUUGCCGCCAAAACCACCUGUGGGUUCGCGGUAAAGGUGGAGGUAGAAUGUCAGAGCGAGGAACAGGCGGAUGAAGCGAUCGGAGCUGGGGCGGAUGUGAUAAUGCUCGAUAAUCUUUCCGGUGAUGGAGUGAAGAUUGCUGCAAAAAGCUUGAAGAGGAGAUGGAGAGGUAAAAAGGCAUUUGCCCUGGAAGUUAGUGGAGGCUUGACAGAGGAAAACGUCAAGGACGUUAUCUGUGCAGAUGUGGACAUUAUCAGCACCAGUAGCAUACACCAGGGUGUUGGACAUGUGGAUUUCUCAUUAAAGAUCGUUCAAGGGCCUAAGUAA